AUGCUGGCAGAGUAAUAGAAAGUGCUAGUAGACGACGAUAGCUUCAUGGACUGGGAAACCAGACAUGAAUCAAUACCUUUCCACAGACAUAUAAUAGCUGGUUCUUGCGCUGGAAUCAUGGAACAUGUUGGAAUGUUUCCUCUCGACACUAUAAAGACUCAUUUAUAAGCAAGCAAUAGAAAUCUAACAUUCAUGCGAACAGCAAAGAUAUUAUAUAAGGAGGAAGGAUUCUUAAGAUUUUGGAAGGGAGCUUAGGUAAUUGCCAGUGGAUGCAUUCCGGCACAUGCAUCUUAUUUCACAUGCUACGAGCUUCUUAAGCAGUACUUUAAUUUUAAAAACGAGCAGUAUGAGUUUGUGCAAACUGCAAUUAUUGGUGCAUUAACCACUUUUGCACAUGAUUUCUUCAUAACCCCUAGUGACAUGAUUAAGCAAAGACUCUAGUUAUGCUCGCAUUUGACAGCAGUUUAGUGUGUAAAGAACAUUGUUAAGGAGGAGGGAUUUAGUGCAUUCUAUAGAUCUUACCCAGUGACAGUAACAAUGAAUAUUCCAUUUGCCACAACUGUGGUUUGUGUUAACGAAAAUCUAAAGACAUUUGUGAAGCCAUGGAAUACAACUAACCCCUAUUUCUGGUAUUUUGUGUGCGCAGGUAGUGCAGGAGGACUAGCAGGACUGGUAACAAAUCCUCUUGAUGUUGUAAAGACUAGACUUUAGACUUAGGAAAUUAAGCCAUCCUGUUAAAAGCUGAGGGAUAUGUGGGAUUCAUAGGUUGAAUAGCAUAAAUACAGUAAUGCAACGAAAUUAGAUGAAAUAAACAGAAAUAAAGCAGAUAAAAUUACUUAGGAAUGUGGUUUUGAGUUGAAGAAAGUACGAUAUAGGGACUUUCUAUAGACAAUUAAAUUGAUUUAUAAAACAGAGGGGAUUAGUGCAUUUACCAAAGGAGUAGGACCGAGGAUGUGCAUUAAUGUGCCAUCUACAGCUCUCUCUUGGGGAACUUAUGAAUUAAUAAAGAGUUUUAUAGCUAGACACGAAUGA
Molecule: messenger RNA, 1032 nt
Organism: Stylonychia lemnae
Lineage: Eukaryota; Ciliophora; Spirotrichea; Sporadotrichida; Oxytrichidae
Source: the annotation of a GenBank genome assembly